Molecule: messenger RNA, 4610 nt
Organism: Lates calcarifer (barramundi perch)
Lineage: Eukaryota; Metazoa; Chordata; Actinopteri; Centropomidae
Product: ATP-binding cassette sub-family C member 4
Biological process (GO): transmembrane transport
Cellular component (GO): plasma membrane
Molecular function (GO): ATP binding; ABC-type transporter activity; ATP hydrolysis activity
Source: RefSeq, a predicted model, not a curated record
AUCUUGAGGUCCAGAAGGCUACCAAAGACAUGCGGACGCCUAGACUCACCAAAGUCAUCAUCAGGUGCUACUGGAAAUCAUAUGCGGUGCUGGGAUUCUUUACUCUGGUAGAGGAAGUCAUUAAAGUGGUCCAGCCAGUCAUCUUAGGGAUGAUGAUUCAGUACUUUGAGAAUUACAACCCAAACGAUAAGAAGGCUUUAUACGAGACCCUCGGCUACGCAGCUGCUUUGUCUAUCUGCACCAUCGGCCUGGCACUGCUCCAUCACCUCUACUUCUACCACGUCCAGAGAGCAGGCAUGAAGAUCAGAGUGGCCAUGUGUCACAUGAUCUAUAAGAAGGCUCUGUGUCUCAGCAGUUCAGCCAUGGGAAAGACCACCACCGGCCAGAUUGUCAACCUCCUUUCCAAUGACGUCAACAAGUUCGAUGAUGUAUCUUUCUGUGUGGUCGGGCCCCUCCAGGCAGCUGUGGUCGUGGGGCUGCUGUGGUUGGAGAUUGGUCCGUCAUGCUUGGCAGGCAUGGUGGUCCUAAUGUUCCUGAUGCCUGUGCAGACCCUAUUUGGAAGGCUCUUUUCUAAGUUCAGGAGUAAGACAGCAGUUCUGACUGACAGCAGAAUCCGUACAAUGAAUGAAGUGGUGUCUGGAAUUAGGAUCAUUAAGAUGUACGCCUGGGAGAAACCAUUUGCUGCUCUGGUCUCUGAGGUCAGAAGGAAAGAGAUCUCCAAGAUAAUGAGUAGCUCCUACCUUCGAGGUCUCAACAUGGCCUCCUUCUUUUGCGCCAGCAAGAUCAUCGUCUUCAUCACCUUCACCCUCUAUGUCCUCCUGGGAAAUACUAUCUCAGCCAGUCGUGUGUUUGUGACGGUGUCACUCUACACCGCCGUGCGGCUCACCGUCACACUCUUCUUCCCUAGUGCCAUCGAGAAGCUGUUUGAGAGCCGUGUCAGCAUUCGCAGGAUUCAGGAGUUCUUGAUGCUGGAUGAAAUCACAAAAGGCAGCACUGCACUGCCGCAGGAAGAGAAGAAGGAUGCUUCUGUGGAGAUCCAGGAUCUGUUCUGCUACUGGGACAAGAGUCUGGAUGCUCCAUCCCUGCAGAACAUCUCCCUCACUCUGAACUCAAAUCAGUUGCUGGCUGUAAUUGGACCAGUGGGAGCUGGAAAGUCCUCCCUGCUGAGCUCCAUCCUGGGAGAGUUGCCCACUGAAAAAGGUGUGCUGAAGGUCAAAGGUCAACUGACCUACGCUGCUCAGCAGCCCUGGGUGUUCCCUGGAACCAUCCGCAGUAACAUCCUGUUUGGGAAAGAGCUGAACACCCAGAAGUACGAGAAGGUCAUCAGAGCCUGUGCUCUAAAGAGGGAUCUGGAGCUGCUUCCAGAUGGAGACCUGACACUGAUUGGAGACCGAGGAGCCACACUCAGCGGGGGACAGAAAGCUCGGGUCAACCUGGCGAGGGCAGUGUAUCAGGAGGCAGAUAUCUACCUCCUGGAUGAUCCCCUGAGUGCUGUGGAUGCUGAGGUUGGGAGACACCUCUUUGAACAGUGUAUCUGUGGUCUGCUGAAGAAUAAGCCCCGAAUCCUGGUCACCCACCAGCUGCAGUACCUGAAAGCAGCAGACCAGAUUCUGGUCCUCAAGGAGGGUCACAUGGUGGCAAAGGGGACGUACAUGGAGCUGCAGCGGUCUGGAGUGGACUUCACCUCCCUGCUGAAGAAAGAGGAGGAAGAGGAGCAACAGCUGCCUCCUUCAGACGUCCCCACCAGGAGCAGAACUCUGUCCCAGAAUUCAGUGCUCUCUCAGUCCUCCUCUGUGCAGUCGGUCAAAGAUGGAGACCAAUUACCGGCAGAGCCGGUGCAGACGGUGGUAGAGGAGAGUCGAGCUGAGGGAACCAUCGGAGUGAGUCUGUACGUCAAAUUUCUAAGAGCUGGAGCAAGCAUCUUUACUCUGCUUGUUGUCUUACUGGUCAACCUCCUGGCUCAGGUAGCAUACAUCAUGCAGGACUGGUGGCUAGCUUACUGGGCUGAUGAGCAAGAGAAGCUCGGUGAUAAUAACAGCACUAUCAUCCACAACGGACAGAACAUCACCAAAGAGCUGGACACAGCUUUCUACCUGGGCGUUUAUGGGGGUUUGACAGCAGCCGUCAUCGUUUUUGGCUUCAUGAGGAAUCUGCUCCUGUUCAAUGUGCUGGUGAGGUGCGCACAGGCUCUGCACAACUGCAUGUUCAACUCCAUCCUCAGAACACCUGUGCGCUUCUUUGACAUCAACCCCAUCGGAAGAGUUCUCAACAGGUUCUCUAAGGACAUCGGUCAGCUGGAUUCUAACUUACCGUGGACCUUUGUGGACUUCAUCCAGGUGUUCCUGCAGAUUCUCGGGGUGAUCGCUGUCUCUGCGUCAGUGAUCCCCUGGAUCCUCAUCCCCGUUCUGCCCCUCCUCCUCAUCUUCCUCUACCUCCGACGUUAUUUCCUGCAAACCUCCAGAGACAUCAAACGCCUCGAGUCCACCACUCGGAGUCCAGUCUUCUCCCACCUGUCUUCGUCUCUUCAGGGUCUGUGGACGAUCCGAGCCUUCGGAGCCGAGGAGAGGUUCCAGAAAGCCUUUGAUGCUCAUCAGGACCUGCACUCAGCGGCCUGGUUCCUGUUCCUGACCACCUCUCGCUGGUUCGCCGUCCGACUUGACGGCAUCUGCUCCAUCUUCGUUACCAUUGUCACGUUUGGCUGCCUUCUGCUCAGAGACCAGCUGGAUGCUGGCUCUGUGGGUUUGGCUCUGACCUACUCCAUCACACUGAUGGGCAUGUUCCAGUGGGGUGUGAGGCAGAGUGCAGAGGUGGAGAACAUGAUGACAUCAGUAGAGAGGGUAGUGGAGUACACUGAACUGGAGAAUGAAGCACCCUGGGAAACCCAGAAGCGCCCACCUCCUGAUUGGCCCAGCAAAGGCCUGGUGACUUUCGACCACAUCAACUUCUCCUACAGCAGCAACGGACCGCUGGUGCUGCAGGACCUGAAAGCGAUGUUCAGACCCAAAGAGAAGGUUGGUAUUGUGGGGAGAACAGGUGCUGGGAAAAGCUCCCUGGUCUCAGCUCUGUUCCGCCUGGCAGAGCCUCAGGGAAAGAUCUACAUCGAUGGUGUUCUGACCUCAGAGAUCGGCCUCCAUGACCUGCGCCAGAAGAUGUCCAUCAUCCCUCAGGACCCAGUGCUGUUUACUGGCUCCAUGAGGAAGAACCUGGACCCUUUUAACCAACACACAGAUGAGGAGCUGUGGAACGCUCUGCAAGAGGUGCAGCUGAAGUCUGUGGUGGAGGAGCUGCCUGGUAAGUUGGAGACAGUUCUGGCUGAGUCAGGCUCUAACUUCAGCGUGGGUCAGAGACAGUUGGUGUGUCUGGCCAGAGCCAUCCUGAGGAAGAACCGCAUCCUCAUCAUCGACGAGGCCACGGCCAACGUGGACCCCAGGACAGAUGAGCUGAUCCAGAAAACCAUACGAGACAAGUUCAGAGAAUGUACCGUCCUCACCAUCGCUCAUCGUCUCAACACCAUCAUAGACAGUGACCGCAUACUGGUUUUAGAUGCAGGGAAAAUCCACGCAUAUGAUGAGCCUUACACCCUCCUUCAAGAUCCAGAAUGUGUCUUUUAUAAAAUGGUGCAGCAGACGGGCAAGCAAGAGGCAGCAGCUCUACUGGAGGCAGCUAAACAGGCUUUCGAGAACAGAAGCCGUCCUAACGUGUCAAAUGGACACGCACAGACAGCAGACGGUAACUUGGUUAUCUUUGAGACUGCUCUGUGAGCUCAGGGAGGAGCUGACUCACUGCUUUGCCACAAGACUUUCAGAAAGUGCCUCGGCUUGUGGGGGUCCCCACCCUGCCUCUGGUGAAGCACAGAGGGCCUCAUCCACUCCAGCUGGCGAGGAGACUGAGGAGGACAGAAGAUUUGCAGAGGCUCCACCCUCCACCCUCACUGUGGCCUUGAAUGGCUGAGCCAAAUCUAUGCACAUUAUGCUGUCAUUUCCCUCAAGCUGACAGAGCCUGGAGAUCACUGCUGUAAGAACUGUUGACAUAGACACUAUUUAUUUUCUAUGCUUCAUAUUUAUCAUAUGUAAACUAAUUGCUGCUCAGUAUACUGAUGUCGCACAGAAAUUGCUUUUAACUGGCUGCCUUUAAAAACUGUAAAAAAGUGCCUUAUUUUACAUUUGCAGCAGUUUGUACGUGUUAAUUUAACCAGUGACAAUGUGCAGCUGACCAUAAAUACAAACUGUUGCACAGGAUUAACAAUCACCAAAUCUAACAAAUGACAGCAGCAGAAGUUUGAUGUUGUAUGUUGUUUCCUUGAGAUUUACUGUUGUACAAACAUGUUCCAGCCUUUACAAACAGUAUGAAAAGGAGAUUUUACUACUAAAAUGUUCUGGUCAUGUGUAUUCACUCCACUGACUUGAGAGUUCACAGAGAGGAAGGUUGUUUGACGGUUGAAACUCAGCUGCUGAGGUGGAGUGUGUUGAAUUACUCAUUUCUGUUCAAACACUGUUUUACAUGUGUCAUGACUAUCAGACAUUACUUUGUUUUUUUCAACUGCCAGUUUGUACAUUUGUUAUGUCAAAUACUACAUAAACCUUAAUCUGUUGAUGUCCUUUGGAUCAGAA